AUGUCUUCUACCUUUUCCUACACCUGCCGUUUUGGCGUGCCAGGCUCAGAGGAGAGCUCGAUGUCGGGUGUGGACGAGUCGCAAGACAACACCAGUGACGACAGCGAAAACGACAGCAACGACAGCAGCUAUGAGUGGUGGUUCAUGACGCGAGCGAAAAAGGCUCCACCCACUCCGUGGUUUGACUUGGACCUGGAGAAAGAGUGUCCUUCAGGCCCUCCUUUGAGGAGCGCCGAGGAGGCUCGCCGGUGCCCUGAAGCCAUUCUGACGCUCAUGGAAAGGUUUUUGGGUGAAUCACUUCGUGAUGGAAUUCUGGACGAGUAUCGAGGCUGGUGUUUUGAGAAUGCGACCAUGGAAAAUGCCAGUGCAAGAGAUCUUCCAGAUUUGCUUGGCGAAGAAGGGCGGCUCAUGGAUCAACUUGAUAAGCUUAGGCGAGUCGAGCUCCAUCCGGGCUCCGCUGUCCACGUGGAUGCAGUGGCCCUGCUCGACGACGACGACGACCAGCUCGCCACCUGUCAAGUGCCGCAGAUCCAAGACUUUUUCGCGGCCUUUGAGAGAAGUCCACUGAACUACAGCCAGAUCAUUGAGGAGGAGGUGCGCAAGACCUGGGCGGAGUCCAUGGCCUUCGCAUGGAGCCUUUGCAGCCAAUCCCUUUGCGACAGGGUGAACUUCUUCCGUUUGCUGGCGGUCUCCGAAGCUGCUUUCCUCCGUUGGUACCCACGCGUCGGCCAUGGAAAGCCAGUUUUCCCGCCAGGAGAGGAUCAACUGCUCUCCAACGUGCAUGUGGAGUUAGGCUUGGCACAGCGCAUGUCCUGGCGUCCGCGCUUCUUGCAUUGGCACAAUCGCAUCGCCAUUUUCCCCGCCCCAACGGUGUCUUUGGCAUGGCCAGCAGGCGCAGCGGGACGACGCGGGCUCCAUGCACAGGGGCGUCACUUGCAUCCCUCUUUGGAGCCGCAAUGCUUGUUGGAAUGGAACCAGACCUGGGUGCUUUUCCCUGCGAUCCAGACCUCACAGAACAUGUUGCGCUGUAGCCUCACGGAGCGUGAAUUGGACUAUCCGCGACACCUCACGUUCCUCUUUGCCUCUGCAGUAGAUAUCCGCGUCCCGGUGAUCCCUCGCGAGGCGCGGCCACGGUGCGUGAACCGCGGUGAACAGCUGCAGGAGCUGAAUGAAAGCAAUGAGAGUCUCUCAGACUCUGAGAAUCCACCCUUGUGCAUCAAGGAGGAGGAACCUUGCAGUGAGAAACAGCUGGUGGAUGAGAUGGUUGAUGGACUGGGGAUCCAUUACAACAGCAACGUAGAUAUGCUUUCGAGCAUCAAUCCCAGCUUGGUUCACGUGAACGGUGGAGCUGAACUUGCCAUCUAUGGCGACUUCCCUGGAGAAAAUCUCACGUGCGGCUUCGAGGGCGUGACCUACGUAGACGUGGCACGGCGCGUCUCGCCCUUGGAGCUCCGGUGCAUGGCGCCGCGACGCACGGUGGGCUUCGGGCGGGUCUACUUGAUGCAUGAGGAUGCCUUUGGGCAGCUGACCGUGAGGCACGAGGGCAAGCUCACCUUGGAAUACGUGGAGCCACCGGAACUCUUCGAAGUGCAUCCCCAGGAGGUGCUGGACGCUUCGACCACUCUCCGUGUUUGGGGCAGCUCCUUCCGUUCCCUGCCCGAACUACGCUGCGGCUUUGCCAGCCGCCAGAAGCGCCAGAGUUUCCUCACGCAUCGGAUCCCCACUUGGACCUGGAUGGGUCGGGUACGCUGCAGCACCACCUUGGCCGAACGCGCCCUGCGCAGCUUCGUGAUGUUUUCGGCCAAGCCACUGGGUAUCGGCAUGGAUCCCUUUAUGUGCGUCUCCUACAUGAUGGAUGGCACUUGGGUCUAUCACCUCAUCGAUGAUUUUGGCACCGUCGAGGCGGUGCCCUUUGCCCCUCGGGUGGAGGACUCCUUAGUGGCGGAGUUCGAGGAGGGCGAAGCUCGUAGCCUUCAGGGCCACAUGAGGAUCUUUGCGGGCACACACUUGGGCUAUGACAGGGGUGAUUUGCAGUUCUUGAAAGAUGUGGGGAACUUGACGGAAUGGCUGGAAGACCGCGCCAUGAACUUGCCGCCGACCACGCGGCAGGCGACCACGGCUCGCACCUCGACGCAAGCGCCCACGCUGUCGACCACGAGCACGACCCGGACGAUGACCUCCACGACAGUGACCAUCACAACGACCACUGUGAGCACCUCUAGUUCUACUCUUCCUGUCGUUUCAAGCCAACCAUGGUACAAUGAGACCGAGAACGAGAGCUUCGAUGAGGAUUGGAAUUUGUCCUUCCAGAAUAGAAGUCCACAGAAUCAGACGGAGCUCUCCGAUGUAGAGAAUGAGACGGAGGAGACCACCACUUCCACUGAGGAAGACAUCUCUGAUUAUUCCGAUGCGAAUGAGUCCAAUGAAACGGAGCUCUCCGAUGCAAAUGAGUCCAAUGAAACAACCACCAGUACCACAGUGACCACAUCCAGCGUGACCAGUACCAGCACCACUAGCACUAGUUCCAGCUCAACAAGCACUACCUCCAGCACAACAAGCAGUACUAGCACCAUCAGCACUACAAGCACCACGUCCAGCACCUCCACCAGUUCCAGUAGCACAACGUCCAGCAGCUCCACAUCCAGCUCAUCAACCAGCACUACUACCAGCACCAGCUCCACGUCCAGUUCAUUCAGCAGUUCUUCUACGACAUCAAGCACCUCAUCCAGCACUUCUUCUAGCAGCUCCAGUUCUACCACCAGUUCCACUAGCAGUUUCCUCAUGGAGAAUUUCACGGCCAAUGCUUCCGGCAGCGACGCCAACGAGUCGCUGCCGCCCAUCGUGGAGGUUUGGAUCGCCGGUGGCGACUUCUUCGUGACUCGCGAGGUGGGGUGGGACACCAGCUUCGUGUCCACCUUGGCAGAGUUCCACUCGACACAUUUGAUUUUGUGCCCCACUCCCGAUAGCUACUCCUGGAAGCGCUUGGGGGAUGGUGCUGUGAAGCUCCAUGUCUCCUUGAAUGGUCAGGAGUGGUCUGAGCCCUUGGACCUCACCUUCCGCUUCCAACCGACCUUGCCGCCUCCCCUUGCCCCGCCCCCCCGACGAACCAAUCUGUCUGUGACGAUCACCUCAUGGCCGCGCUUGCUGGCAGACUUUCACUUCGACUGCCUCAUUGGACCCCGCCGGGUCCCUGCCAAGCUCAUCGAGGUACUGCCAGACUAUCGUAGCUACACCUUGGGUUGUACUGUGCCUGCUGCGCUGGAUAUUCCAAGGUUGACCGUUGCAGGCUGCACCUGCAAAAAGUUGUGGUUUACACCAACUGGUCAAACUUGCGGCGGCUUCCAGUGUCGCUUGAUCAGUGGAAGCGAUCCUUUUGAUGCGGAGGCUCGCUACCUAGAGACCUUGAACCAGACAGGUUGGUCGCGGCUGCAUGUCCGUGGGAUCUCCCGAGGACACCGAGACCCUUCCUCAGACGCGCUGCGUGUGGCCUAUGCCGCUGGCUUCGUGGAAGGCGCUGUGACGGCGGAGAGGACGUGGCAGCACUGGGAGAACCUCUUCCGGUAUAGCUACCAGAAUGACUCCAACCCGGAGUACGUGAAAGCUAAGACCUUUCUCUUGUCCAACGAUCAGUUUGUCAGAAGAAAGAUCGCAACUUCAAAGGACGAGUACUGGACUCAAAUGGCCCUGAUUUGGGCACAACUGGAUGGUUUGGUCGCUGGGAAUGCUGCUACCUGUGGCAAGCACUGCUUGGACUUGAUGAACUUCCUUUUCCUGCAAGCCGAACAGGACGUGUGGGCCCUUCACGAACGACCCUCCACAUGGACGGCCGCCAGCGCGGCGGAGUACACGCGCACGUCGACGCAUUGCUCGGCGAUUGUCCGACUGGCGCCGAACAAUAGUGACCUCUACAUGGGCCACAACACUUGGACCGGCUACUACUCCAUGUUGCGACUCCUAAAGGAGUACGACUUGCCAGUGGGCGGCGCUGCAGACCGUGUAGUGCAGAGUGGUUACUAUGGCCAGCUCUACAGUGGCGAUGAUUUCUACGCCUUGAGCUCCGGCUUGACCGUGCAGGAGACCACCAACUCGUUGUACAACAAGAGCACUGCCGCUUUGAUCCAACCAGAAUGUGUGUUGACCUGGGCUCGCACGCUCCUUGCGAACCGACAAGCAACGGAUGGAGCUUCUUGGGUGAAGUGGUUUUCGCCCUUGAACUCAGGGACCAUCAACAAUCAAUGGAUGAUUGCAAAGAUGUCUGAGUUCAAAGAGAAGGAAGAUCUUCCAGAUGGAUUUCUAACGGUCUUGGAGCAAAUGCCAGGCACCAUCAUGUGGGAAGAUGUGACUCACAUUCUGCGGGCGCAAGGAUUCUGGGUCUCCUACAACUCACCCUUCUUCCAAAAGAUCCGUGAGGUCUCUGGCGCUGAGGACAUGGAGAAACGCUUUGGAGAUGCUUAUUCCUACACCCUGAACCCUCGCGCGAAGAUCUUUGCCCGCGACGUGGGCCGUGCCACUGACUUUGCAACAGUGCAGCACCUGCUUCGCUACAACGACUGGCAGCACGACCCCUUGUCAGCGCAUGGCUACGAAGGCCCUAAGGAGCCGAACGCGCCGGAGAAUGCCAUCGCGGCACGCUACGACCUGCAUCCCUGGCCUCAGGUGCGGAAACCCUUCGGCAACACCGACGCCAAGCUCUGCCGCGCCGCGGAGUGCCUUCAGCUCCGCUUCAGCGCGGUGAGUGGUCCUACGGCGGACCAGCAAGCGCCCUUCGAGUGGACGGGGCAGUGGCACUCCUCGCCACAUUUGGGGCAUCCGCUUCGUUGGACGCUCGCAGGUCAAGGAGCAGAUUGGGGCUUUUGUGACAGUGAUGAGGAUCCCAUUCUGGCGGGCAGCUUCCCCGUGUGUGUGCGCGUGAUUCCCUCGAAUGCCACCAGCUUCUACGAAUAUGAACCUUGUCGUGUCACCCUCUAUGGACGCUACUUUCCACAGGCGCGUUUGGGUGGCUUGCUUUGCCGUUUCGGUGAAGGUCGUUCAAGCUCUGUGACUCCUGGGAGAUGGCUCAGCCGAGAUGAGAUCACUUGCGCUUCUUGGCUCCGUCGGAAGCAUGGCUUCUCCCAGAUGACAGUGCCGGUGACUAUCUCCAUCAACGGCGGAGCUGAUUGGACGCCCAGCACGGCAUACUUCAACUUCGUCAAGGAGUUGCGAGGUCGCAUUUAUCCCAGCUUCGGAUCGCGGCGCGGCGGCACGCUGUUGGACGUCCAUGUGCCACGGGAGGAGAUCACAAACUUGGAGCUGUCGCAGGUGGUGAGCUGUUGCUUCGGUGGGCCGCCGGCCACCAUCGUGCCAGCGACACGGAUCUCUGAUGAGCUCUACCAAUGUCGAACACCACCUUGGCCACAAAGCCCUGCUCAAGUGAGUAUUGGCGUGGCGCAGGCAGAUGGCCGCUGCCAAAGUCCUCCCUAUGCCAAGUUCGACUACACCGAGUCGUGGAAGAUCAUGCGGGUCUUUCCGGUGGAGUUUGAUGAGAAGCAACAGGCUGAAGGCUUUCGGCUGUUCAUCUCGGGCGAGAACUUCCUCCCGUCCUCCACGGCCAUGUGCCGCCUGGGCGGCCGCAUCCUGGGACCCGCCGAGGUGAUUGGCACGAACUACACCCUCCUUUGCCAUGUCCCUCCCACCGGCUUUCACUUGGUCGCAGCGAAAACGCGGCAGUUUUGAA
Durusdinium trenchii is the source of this 5713-nucleotide messenger RNA. The record is from the annotation of a GenBank genome assembly. Lineage: Eukaryota; Dinophyceae; Suessiales; Symbiodiniaceae.